Entrophospora sp. SA101 is the source of this 156-nucleotide messenger RNA. NCBI's taxonomy places the organism in Eukaryota, Fungi, Glomeromycota, Glomeromycetes, Entrophosporales, Entrophosporaceae. The record is from the annotation of a GenBank genome assembly.
AUGGAGAGAGAUGUUAAUGUACACAUUGUUACACCCGGACAACUUAUUACAGACGAAACGCAAUUUAUGAGAGGUCAUGGUACCUUUAUUACAGAUAGUGGAGAGAGUUUAUCUUCAGUUGCAGGUGUUGUUGAACGUGUCAAUAAAUUAAUAUCA